Nerophis ophidion (straightnose pipefish) is the source of this 6396-nucleotide messenger RNA. RefSeq names its product ephrin type-B receptor 2-like. Bases 1 to 2232 code for a protein of 743 amino acids. The transcript has 14 exons. Gene Ontology annotation, biological process: protein phosphorylation; central nervous system projection neuron axonogenesis; axon guidance. Gene Ontology annotation, molecular function: protein binding; ATP binding; transmembrane-ephrin receptor activity. Gene Ontology annotation, cellular component: neuron projection. The record is from RefSeq and is a predicted model, not a curated record. NCBI's taxonomy places the organism in Eukaryota, Metazoa, Chordata, Actinopteri, Syngnathiformes, Syngnathidae.
AUGAUAUGUUUUAUACGCCGCAGGGUUCAAAGCGGUAGGGUCCUUUAUGAGCAUCCACUAAAUGAGGAUUUCACACUUUGUCUUCCAGCGUGCGCCUCGGGCUUCUUCAAGCCGACCCAGGGAGACCAGUCCUGCUCCCAGUGUCCCAUCAACAGCCGCACGACCAGCGAGGGCGCCAUCAACUGCGUCUGCCGCAACGGCUACUACCGCACCGACUCAGACCCCUUCCAGAUGCCCUGCACCACGGUGCCCUCGGCUCCACAGACGGUGAUCUCCAGCGUCAACGAGACCUCGGUCAUGCUGGACUGGGUGGCUCCCCGGGACUCGGGCGGCCGCGAGGACGUGGUCUUCAACAUCAUCUGCAAGAGCUGCGGCGGCGGGCGGGGAGGCUGCACGCGCUGCGGGGACAACGUUCAGUUCUUGCCCCGCCAGCUGGGCCUGACGGAGCCCCGGGUCUACAUCAGCGACCUGCUGGCCCACACGCAGUACACCUUUGAGGUGCAGGCGGUCAACGGGGUGUCGGACCAGAGCCCGUACUCCCCCCAGUACGCCUCCGUCAACAUCACCACCAACCAGGCGGCGCCGUCCAGCGUGUCCAUCAUGCACCAGGUGAGCCGCACCGUGGACAGCAUCACCUUGUCCUGGUCUCAGCCCGACCAGCCCAAUGGAGUCAUCCUGGACUACGAGCUGCAAUACUACGAGAAGGACCAGUCGGAGUACAACGCCACCACCCUCAGAAGCCAGACCAACACUGCGCUCAUCCGGGGCCUCAAAUCGGGGAACAUCUACGUUUUCCAGGUGCGGGCCCGCACCGUCGCCGGCUUCGGACGCUACAGCGGCAAACUGUACUUCCAGACCAUGACUGAAGCCGAGUACAACAUCAGCAUCCGGGAGAAGCUGCCCCUCAUCAUCGGCUCUGCGGCUGCCGGCCUGGUCUUCCUCAUCGCCGUGGUGGUCAUCGUCAUCGUGUGCAAUCGGAGGCGUGGCUUGGACAGGGCGGACUCGGAGUACACGGACAAACUGCAGCAUUACACCAGCGGCCACAGAAUGAAGAUCUAUAUUGAUCCGUUCACGUAUGAGGACCCCAACGAGGCGGUGCGGGAGUUCGCCAAGGAGAUCGACAUAUCCUGCGUGAAGAUUGAGCAGGUCAUCGGCGCAGGGGAGUUUGGCGAGGUGUGCAGCGGGAACCUGAGGCUCCCCGGCAAGAGGGAGAUGUUCGUGGCCAUCAAGACCCUGAAGACGGGCUACACGGAGAAGCAGAGGCGGGACUUCCUCAGCGAGGCCAGCAUCAUGGGCCAGUUUGACCAUCCCAACGUCAUCCGCCUGGAGGGCGUGGUCACCAAGAGCAGCCCCGUCAUGAUCGUCACCGAGUUCAUGGAGAACGGAUCUCUGGACUCCUUCCUCAGGCAAAACGACGGGCAGUUCACCGUCAUCCAGCUGGUUGGCAUGCUGCGUGGCAUCGCCUCGGGCAUGAAGUACCUGGCUGACAUGAACUACGUUCACCGUGACCUCGCCGCCCGCAACAUCCUGGUCAACAGCAACCUGGUGUGCAAGGUGUCCGACUUUGGCCUCUCACGCUUCCUGGAGGACGACACCUCGGACCCCACCUACACCAGCGCCCUGGGCGGCAAGAUCCCAAUCCGGUGGACCGCACCUGAGGCCAUCCAGUACAGGAAGUUCACCUCGGCGAGCGACGUGUGGAGCUACGGCAUCGUCAAGUGGGAAGUCAUGUCCUACGGGGAGAGGCCCUACUGGGACAUGACCAACCAAGACGUCAUCAACGCCAUCGAGCAGGACUACCGGCUGCCUCCUCCCAUGGACUGUCCCAGCGCCCUGCACCAGCUCAUGCUGGACUGCUGGCAGAAGGACCGCAACAACCGGCCCAAGUUCAGCCAGAUCGUCAACAACCUGGACAAGAUGAUACGCAAUCCCAACACCUUGAAGGCAAUGACCCCGCUAUCGUCAGGCGUCCACCUGCCUCUGCUGGACCGCAGCGUCCCAGACUUUUCCAGCUUCAGCACGGUGGACGAGUGGUUGGACGCCAUCAAAAUGGGUCAAUACAAGGACAACUUUGCCAACUGCGACUUCAGCACUUUGGAGGUGGUGUCGCAGAUGACCAUGGACGACAUCCUGAGGGUGGGCGUGACGUUAGCGGGCCACCAGAAGAAGAUCCUCAACAGCGUCCAGAUGAUGCGGGCCCAGAUGAACCAGAUCCAGUCCGUGGAGGUCUGACCUUUCCCCGAGCGGAGUCGCGGUCCUGCAGGCGGUCAGGACGCGGGCCUGGCGGGCACCGAGGACGGAGCGGACGCUUAUCCAGUGUGGCGUUCUCCUCCACUCUUUACCCCCACCCCCCACUCCUCACCCCCCACCCCCCUCAUCCUCAGGGGUUGGCCAUGGAGACUUCUGAUGGCAAAAAAACAAAAAACAAAAAAAAAAAACGCGUGACCAGCAACACUUUUUUUCUCUUCCAACUUUCACCACUUUUCAUUGGUACUUUGCUUUCUUCUCGUCAUUUUGUAAAGAAUUUUGUAAGGAAAAGGAGACAAACGGAGAAAAUGCAAGGAGCUUGUGGACAUUGAAAGACGAGAUGAGCUUGUAGAGCGUGGGCAAGCUCCCCUUUAAAAGGAAGGCUGUGGACGUCGCCACCAUCAAAUGGACACUUUUGCCGCAGAAUGCUGUCAGGGAAAAAAAAAAAAUCUCCUUCAUUUUUAAUAUUGUGUGAAAUGUUGUGCUGAAGACCCCCAGGAUAGGCCACAAUAUUUGGUGGACAUAUCAAGACUCCACACAGCUGCUGAUCUUUUGCAAAGCAUGCUGGGUAACCCAGCCAACGUACCCGCCCCCUUCUUCCAAAUAGACUGGACAAGCUCUGCACUUUCUCCCUCAUAAUGUUCAAUAUUCUCUUUCUUUUGGGCUUUUCUUCUGCAAAGAGUCGACUGCAACACGACACAAACGCAGCAGCCCCGAUGGCGUCGAGAAUGAGGGGCGUGUCCUUACGCCAUCGGUCCACGCAUGCGCCAAGUCAAUCACGUCACUUCCGUUUGACAGCAGCUCUUUUUUUUGCAGACGCAGUCACUGAAACUGUGCUUCGGUUUCUCCUUUAAUCUUCACUCGGACAACUUAACACAUCAUUUAAAAACAUGUGCUCAGCAGCCUUAAAUGGCAAACAAACCAAUACUUUAUUUACAUCAAUUCACAAUACUGAUUAUUUAAAAGUCUACAUUUUGAUAUAAAUUUAAGUUACAGUAAGUGCCUUUUCUUAAAGCAUUAACAAAUAUAUAUAUAUGACGCAAUAAGUGUCAGUGGGUCAUUCAUGGCAAUGACAGAAGAGUGAAAAAGGGUGGACAUUUUGGCGAUAAUACUCCCAGAUGUAUUUUUGUUUUGAAUGCCCCCAUUUUUCAUCUUCAUAAUCGUGUUCCCUUUACUCCAAGGUAAGCUAUUAAUUAUACAAAAUAUUAGUAAAACAUUGAAAUACAUCGCAGAAGCCACAUCGUAAAAAAAUGCAAGUCCAGGAAGUGACGUUGUCUUCACGCAUGCGUGGACACAUCCUGUUGUCCAGUACCCAUAAACACCAGAAAGGUAGACACAGCAUUAGCUGCUCUAACACGAGAAAUGUGGCAGCCAUCUUGAAGUGGUGAUGAGGAGCUGGCAAGCAGCCUAACCUUUUUUUGAUUGAGUGAAACUUGUAUUAUUAGAUUGCACAGUACAGUACAUAUUCCCUACAACUGACCACUAAAUGCUAACACCCCAAUAAGGUUUUCAACUUGUUUAAGUCCGGGUCCACCUUCAUCAAUUCAUGGUAACUGAUAGUUGACAGCUAGAAAACCAAGAUGUUGUCAGCAUUUUCCCGCUCAAAUGAGUGGACUGUUGAAAAUUGGAAUCGGGGGAUUACUUUUCACAAGUAAGAUUUAACAUUAACGUACUAUUGGUUGUAUUUUGUGAAAAGAAUAUUAGCAUAGAGUUGAGGAGGAGCAAAGAUCUUCAAUAGUACUGAGAUCCUAGCUGCUAGCAAACAAGAGUAUGACCAUUAUAGGAUUGCUUGUCAAUGAAAUUAAUAAAAUAGAAAAAUGUCAUACUAGAAUAACAUAAAGUUGAAAUAAAUGAUGAGGAUAAAGAUGGUAAAAGCCAACAGGGGUAAAAGUCCAGAUUGUGUAGAUGUGGACUGUCCAAUCAGAUGGACAGUGGCUAUACAGCAUUAUACAAGUCUCAAUUCAGUCUAUGGACUGUCCAAUCAGAUGGACUGUGGCUAUACAGCAUUAUACAAGUCUCAAUUCAGUCUAUGGACUGUCCAAUCAGAUGGACUGUGGCUAUACAGCAUUAUACAAGUCUCAAUUCAGUCUAUGGACUGUCCAAUCAGAUGGACGGUGGCUAUACAGCAUUAUACAAGUCUCAAUUCAGUCUAUGGACUGUCCAAUCAGAUGGACAGUGGCUAUACAGCAUUAUACAAGUCUCAAUUCAGUCUAUGGACUGUCCAAUCAGAUGGACGGUGGCUAUACAGCAUUAUACAAGUCUCAAUUCAGUCUAUGGACUGUCCAAUCAGAUGGACAGUGGCUAUACAGCAUUAUACAAGUCUCAAUUCAGUCUAUGGACUGUCCAAUCAGAUGGACAGUGGCUAUACAGCAUUAUACAAGUCUCAAUUCAGUCUAUGGACUGUCCAAUCAGAUGGCCAGUGGCUAUACAGCAUUAUACAAGUCUCAAUUCAGUCUAUGGACUGUCCAAUCAGAUGGACAGUGGCUAUACAGCAUUAUACAAGUCUCAAUUCAGUCUAUGGACUGUCCAAUCAGAUGGACAGUGGCUAUACAGCAUUAUACAAGUCUCAAUUCAGUCUAUGGACUGUCCAAUCAGAUGGACAGUGGCUAUACAGCAUUAUACAAGUCUCAAUUCAGUCUAUGGACUGUCCAAUCAGAUGGACUGUGGCUAUACAGCAUUAUACAAGUCUCAAUUCAGUCUAUGGACUGUCCAAUCAGAUGGACUGUGGCUAUACAGCAUUAUACAAGUCUCAAUUCAGUCUAUGGACUGUCCAAUCAGAUGGACUGUGGCUAUACAGCAUUAUACAAGUCUCAAUUCAGUCUAUGGACUGUCCAAUCAGAUGGACAGUGGCUAUACAGCAUUAUACAAGUCUCAAUUCAGUCUAUGGACUGUCCAAUCAGAUGGACUGUGGCUAUACAGCAUUAUACAAGUCUCAAUUCAGUCUAUGGACUGUCCAAUCAGAUGGACAGUGGCUAUACAGCGUUAUACAAGUCUCAAUUCAGUCUAUGGACUGUCCAAUCAGAUGGACAGUGGCUAUACAGCAUUAUACAAGUCUCAAUUCAGUCUAGCUUUCCAACCCAAUGUUGUGUAACCCACCUUUGUGAAAUACUUUCUUAACAGUAGAAUUGUAAGCAGGAAUAAGUCAUCAAGUAACAAUAUUCAAAUACUAACAAUGCUGGGUAAAACAGAAUUUGCUUUUCUUCUGAAGCCACUGAACCAGAUUGGUGGUUUUAGCUGAUAUGAAGACUGUCAGGUGUUUAUGUUGAAGUAUUUGGCAGACACUUUUAUGCAAAGCGACAUACAUGAAAAAUACAUAUAAAACAAUCAGUGUAAACAUGAUCAUUUAAGGGAAGAAUGUCAUAGAAAAUAUCAACACAAGGUGUCAAGACAGAAUAAACUCUCUGCUGCAACAAGAGAGAUACAGUCCAAAAGUUAUAUAGAUAUCUAAUGUAUUCAUACAUUGGAUAUGUCCUUCACCAUAGCUACAGGUAUGAGAAAAAAGGGGGUGAAAAGGAGUGUUUUCAGUGAAGUAAAAUGAAUAAAAUGUGCUGACAGUUGUUGGCUCCUGCCAAGUGUAUUGCACUGAUCACCACUCCAAGAUGGCCGCCCUACUUCUCGUCAGCGCCAGUAGGCAGUCGCGCUCCAUGCUGCUUACACUUACAACAUGUCUGUGUGGCUUCCUGUCCCGGUGGUCCGACCUCCGUCUGUCUGUGCCCGGUUGUCUUCUCCUGGACACUGAAGCACGUUUCCAGAAGCUUCCAGACCUCAGCGGCCCACCUGUGAACUUUCCACGUGGCUUCAAGCUCGCAGCGGAGAAGCGUGAGCUCACCAAUGAGGAUAAUUCCCGUCCCCGCGUCCUUUCAGCGUGAGUCCGUCUCCAUGUUCCUUCCGCCGUUUUGUUGACAGUUUACAGGCCAGCACGUGACCCGCUGAUGCUGGCGUUGUUGAGCGGAAGUGUGAGUAGCUGUUUCCUGUUUCCUGUUUCCUGCAUGAAGUGUUGAUGUCGGUUUUCAUUUGAAGGCGCACACCAGGAAAGCAGCAGUAGCAUUUGAAGCGGAGCAAUAAUCAGGAGAAGACAUGCUGCAGUCAUUUUUGUACACUGUGAGAAACAUGCCGUGACAAAUGGAAUAAAAGGAAGACAAACAUUUA